Episyrphus balteatus (marmalade hoverfly) is the source of this 666-nucleotide messenger RNA. RefSeq lists its product as uncharacterized. Lineage: Eukaryota; Metazoa; Arthropoda; Insecta; Diptera; Syrphidae. The record is from RefSeq and is a predicted model, not a curated record. The coding region runs from base 1 to 651 and encodes 216 amino acids. The transcript has 5 exons.
AUGAAUCAAUCUACUGAAAAAGCCACUGUAGCCGAGGUUGACUCCGGGGUUGAAAUGACUCCGGCCUUGAUUGCGGAGCUUCAAUUUUUGCUGCCCUACAUUUCGAAUGAAAGCUCGGAGUCAGAGAUUCGGAGUCCUGAUGAGUCUUUGGAUAAAAGUGUUGAAGCAAAUCAAUCCUCUCCAAAUCUGCAGGCGAUAUUGGCGGCACUGGAGUCAUUUGACACACCAUUGCCGCCAAGAACUAUCGACUUCGUAUUCAUGCGAUUUAUCGUUUCGAAUAUGAAGAAGAUAGAAAGCGAGGAGGAGAGGACCGAAUUUAAGGAGUGGGUGGUGGCGGAAGCGCGGCAUAUUGCAAAUCGUGCCGGAGGCGAAUCGGAGUCACCCGUGCCACUAGCGUCCUCAUCAUUUGUUGGUGUAGAUGAUGCUCUAGGGCGUUUGUCUAUUACGGAUGAGGAGCUGGGGGAUGAUGUCGAUGUGCCGGUGUCAAGCUCCAGGACCAAGACCAGCCAUGAUAGUUUGGCGAACGACGAAACGUUCGGCAGAAUGGUAGCCGACUACAUGGAUGGUCUUGGUGACUGGAGCAAAUUAGAUUUAAUGGGGAGGAUAAUUGGGCACAUAAGCCAUUAUAUGUUUAAGAUUAAAAAAAAAUAAAAUAAAAUAAAAUUU